Messenger RNA from Solanum dulcamara, 790 nucleotides. RefSeq names its product glutamate receptor 2.9-like. NCBI's taxonomy places the organism in Eukaryota, Viridiplantae, Streptophyta, Magnoliopsida, Solanales, Solanaceae. The transcript has a single exon. Gene Ontology annotation, cellular component: plasma membrane. Gene Ontology annotation, molecular function: ligand-gated monoatomic ion channel activity; signaling receptor activity. The record is from RefSeq and is a predicted model, not a curated record. The coding region runs from base 118 to 624 and encodes 168 amino acids.
UUAUGCUAUCCAUGGUAGUUCACUCAAUCUAUUAUUUUAUUUUCCGGCAACUUCUUACAGGCAUUUCCAAAAGGGUCACCUUAGGUACCUGAUGUAUCAAGAGCAGUUUUGAAGGUGAUGGAGGGAGAGUUUAUGAAUAACAUAAUUCAGAAAUGGUUUGGGAAUGAAACAGAUUGUCCGCGGAUAGAUGGAAUGGCUAUAACAUCUGAUAGCCUCACGCUAGAUAGUUUUAAGGGCCUUUUCCUCAUAGCUGGUGUAUCAGCAGGCUCCGCUCUUCUCAUAUUCUUCCUCAUCUUCCUUUAUCAGAAUAGAGAAGUCUUAACCACUGAUGAUUCAAUAUGGCAAAAGCUUUGUGCAAUAGCAAAAGUCUUUGAUUUAGAGAGAGACAACUCUAAUUCUAUGUCAGAAAAGCCAUCUGAAGGCAAUGAAAGCAAUACGCCUACACUGCUCGCAGCAAGUGAAGCUUCUCCUGAAAUAUUUCCCGACCUUCCUUCGCAAAGCCCAGAAAUCAGAAUUUCCGACAGGCUAGGAGCAUCCCCUACUGCUGACAGGUUCUCUACAACAGAACCUGGAACUCCAGUUCAUGAAAACAUUACAGGGACAAUUGAAGAGAGAUUGAGAUGAGCUAAUAGGGUUAGUUAGACCAGAUGACAUUACAACUUUGACGCUCUUUGCCAGAAUUUAGAUAUGAUGGGUUCAAAGUUUAAGUUCUUAAGAUUGAAUUUAUUGCAUUUCUGUAAUUAUGAGUUAAGAAUUUAAUAUUUGUUGAAAGUCUACUAAUUUUCCACUU